GGCGGCGGCUGCUUUUUCUCUGCCCCUCCCACGGCCAUCGUCCUCGUCGCUUCGACGGUCUAUCUAAAGUCCCCACUUGACAGAUUCUCGUUGUUCACUCCUUGCCUACAAGCUGUCGGUGUCCAGCCAUAGUUUUGGGGCAUUUUUAUUCUUCUUCUUUCUCGGUCUGCAUUCCCAUCUAUCUAUCUACCCUUAUAAAAAGUUAUACCCGUGACGACACACUUGGGGGUACGGGCCACACUACCUUUGAUACCCCACCAACUGUAACAAAUAGAAGCCAUUGUUUCGGUGGCAGGAAACAACAAGCCCUUCCAAUCGCAACACAAUGAGCGAGCAAGGUUUGUCCUCCGGGCCCGUGACCAUUGUGGUCGAGCAUCUGGACCCCGAGCUGGGCGCUUGGUCCGCCUUGGAGUAUGGCUGCAUUGCCCGGGAAUCACACGCAGCCGGGAGCAAAUUCCUCCUCAGCUCCGUGCCCACCUCCCUGCAGAUGCCAGAAGACCUGGCCGCUACCCCAGGACUCGGGGUGGAGCAUCGCAGUGUGGAGGAGGUCUUUGCAGACCGGAAAUCUAGGGUCUGUCUGUUGGACCCGUCUGCUCAGGUUGAGCUAAGUCCGGCCGAUGCGGAGACCUUCGAUGUCUUCCUCUUUGGGGGGAUCCUUGGCGAUGACCCUCCCCGUGAUCGGACCUCCGAACUGCGCAAGAAGGGCUAUGCCGGAAGAAGACUGGGCCCUAAACAGAUGACCACGGACACGGCGGUGCGUGUUACACGCAUGGUCGUGCAUGAGAAAGUGCCUCUGGAGCAAAUCUCAUACAUUGACCACCCGGAGAUUUUGAUCAACGAGCAUGAACGCACCGAGAUGCCCUUCCGCUAUGUCAAGGGAGCGGAUGGUGAACCCAUCAUGCCCAAGGGCAUGGUUGAGUUGAUCAAGAAGGAUGCCGACCAGGGCAUCGACGAUCUUGUUUAAUCCAUUAUACUAACUAGUUAGCGGCGGGCCUAGUUUUGUCAGCAACUGUAUUGAAUCAUCACGAAGGGGAGCACCCUUGGAAGUCUGCUCUAUAGAACUGCAUGGAUGCUUACGCUAACCGUGUUGAACGGCCUGUGGUUCGAUUGGGGGGCAUAGAUAGCUUCGCCAAGGAGGAUAAUAUAAUUGGAGCCAUUGCCACGCGGGCCUUGUGGCGCCCGUCCGAUAGGCACUAUGAAUCGCUAGGCCAAUUCUUGCAUCUGAGGGAC
Messenger RNA from Aspergillus ibericus CBS 121593, 1230 nucleotides. Its product is annotated as SAM-dependent methyltransferase. Gene Ontology annotation, molecular function: protein-arginine omega-N monomethyltransferase activity. The coding region runs from base 326 to 964 and encodes 212 amino acids. Lineage: Eukaryota; Fungi; Ascomycota; Eurotiomycetes; Eurotiales; Aspergillaceae. The record is from RefSeq and is a predicted model, not a curated record. The transcript is spliced from 5 exons. Gene Ontology annotation, biological process: peptidyl-arginine methylation.